Messenger RNA from Caenorhabditis remanei, 666 nucleotides. RefSeq lists its product as uncharacterized. Bases 1 to 666 code for a protein of 221 amino acids. NCBI's taxonomy places the organism in Eukaryota, Metazoa, Nematoda, Chromadorea, Rhabditida, Rhabditidae. The transcript has 5 exons. Gene Ontology annotation, molecular function: AMP kinase activity; ATP binding. The record is from RefSeq and is a predicted model, not a curated record. Gene Ontology annotation, cellular component: cytoplasm. Gene Ontology annotation, biological process: nucleobase-containing compound metabolic process.
AUGUAUCGAGUACUUUUGAGUGGUGCUGCUGGCAGCGGGAAAGGAACAAUCGCUCGAAUGCUCGUUCGAGAAUUUGAACCAUUAGGAUUCAAUUAUUUCGCGGCUGGAGAUUUUAUUCGUGAUCAUAUUGCCAGAGGAACAGAAUUUGGACUACGCGCACAAUCGUUUUUGAACAAAGGCGAGCACGUUCCCGACAGUAUUCUUAAUGGAGCUAUAUUGGCGGAAAUGCUGAAAGCAGGACCAAGAGUAGUUCUUGAUGGAUAUCCACGAAACAUGAGUCAACUCAAAAUGGUCGAAGAACAAGCACCUCUGAAUUUGAUUGUGGAACUGAAAGUUCCUCGCAAAGUUCUCAUCGAUCGUUUAUCGAAACAGUUGGUGCAUCCAGCAUCCGGAAGAGCAUACAAUCUUGAAGUAAAUCCUCCGAAGGAGGAGGGAAAAGACGAUUUCACUGGAGAGCCACUGUUCAAACGUAGCACGGAUCAGUUGGAGGUAGCAAGAAGAAGACUCGAAGUGUACGAUAAGACAGAGAACAAAGUUCUCGAUUAUUACAAAAAGCAAAACAAAUGCAUCACGUUGUCGGGAGAGUCAUCGAAAGCUGUGUUUGAGUCAGUCGCCGAAGUGAUGCGUCGUGAUCUUAUUCCAGCACCAAGAACCGCAUACGCAUAA